AUGUACUUUGAACAGUCUGGUAUGUCAACAAGAAUAAGGCUGAUGGAAAACAUGAAAACAUUCUUUAAUGGUGAAGAUAAGUCGGACGAUAGAAAACUAAGCCCACGCCUAAAGAAAAAAAAAGAAAAGGCUAAGGCUAAAACUAAGGCUAAGACUAAGGCUAAGACUAAGGCUAAGACUAAGGCUAAGGCUAAGACUAAGGCUAAGACUAAGGCUAAGGCUAAGGCUAAGGCUAAGGCUAAGGCUAAGGCUAAGGCUAAGGCUAAGGCUAAGGCUAAGGCUAAGGCUAAGGCUAAGACUAAGGCUAAGGCUAAGGCUAAGUUCAAGAAUAACCUAACCUGCAACCUAACUUCAAAAUUAAACUUAGGCCUAAGCUUAAACCUAAGCUUCAGCGACAGUCAUGUCAAAAUCCCAGUCCAAGCCCAAGCCGAUGGCCAAGCCAAAGUUUAA
Bursaphelenchus okinawaensis is the source of this 450-nucleotide messenger RNA. NCBI's taxonomy places the organism in Eukaryota, Metazoa, Nematoda, Chromadorea, Rhabditida, Aphelenchoididae. The record is from the annotation of a GenBank genome assembly.